AUGGAUCCUUUGAACGUCUUGAUGAUUGGUACUGGAGAGUACACCACCGGUUUCGUCGGUGGUGGUGCCUCUGGUUCAGACAAGAAGGUUGGCGUUGUUGGUCUCAGUCUCUUUGAUUUGCGCCGUCGCGAAAAGGUCAACAAGCUGGGCAUGGUCGGUGUCAAUGGCAAGAAGUUCCCUGCUAUCCGCGAACAUCUCAACAAAAACAUCCAACAAGUCUACAACGACCUCGACACAUCCUUCGACUCCUUCCCUGCCAACGACAAGGUCGACCCUGAUGCCUACAAGUCCGCCAUUGACGCCCUCAGCCCAGGCGAUGCCAUCACAAUCUUCACCCCUGACCCUACUCACUUCCCCAUCGCAAAGUACGCCAUUGAGCGCGGCAUCCAUGUCAUGAUCACAAAGCCCGCCGUCAAGGUCCUCGAGGAACACCAGCAGCUCGUCGACCUCGCUCAGAAGAAGGGCGUCUACGUUUACGUCGAGCACCACAAGCGCUACGAUCCUGCCUACGCUGAUGCUCGCGCAAAGGCUCAGAAGCUUGGCGACUUCAACUACUUCUACAGCUACAUGUCUCAGCCCAAGUCACAGCUUGAGACCUUCAAGGCUUGGGCUGGUAAGGAGUCUGAUAUCUCAUACUACCUUAACAGCCACCACAUCGAUAUCAACGACUCUAUGGUUCAGGAGCGCGGAUACGUUCCCGUGAGCGUCAAUGCCUCUUCCUCCAAGGGUGUUGCCGUCGAACUCGGCUGUGAUCCUUGUACCGAGGACACAAUCUCUCUGCUCGUCACCUGGAACAAGCAGGGCGAGCCCAGCAAGCGCGCCGUUGGUGUCUACACUGCUUCAUGGACCGCGCCUCAAAAAGCCGGUGUCCACUCCAACCAGUACUUCCACUACCUCGCCGCCAAUGGUGAGAUCCGCGUCGACCAGGCCAAGCGAGGUUACGAUGUCGCCGACGACUCCGUCGGUCAGAUGAUGUGGUACAACCCCUUCUACAUGAAGUACGCCCCGGAUGAGGAUGGAAACUUUGCCGGCCAGACCGGUUACGGUUACAUUUCCAUUGAGAAGUUUGUCGAUGGCUGCCGUGCCGUGAACUCAGGCAAGCUCAAGCCCGAGGACCUUGACGCCAAGCCUCUUCCCACACUCAAGAACACCAUUGCCACAACAGCGAUUCUUGAGGCCGGUCGAAGGAGUAUCGAUGAGAACAGGGAGAUCAAGAUUGUCAUUGAGGAUAGCAAGUGGAGAUUGGAGUAA
Molecule: messenger RNA, 1251 nt
Organism: Fusarium poae
Lineage: Eukaryota; Fungi; Ascomycota; Sordariomycetes; Hypocreales; Nectriaceae
Exons: 3
Coding region: 1-1251 (416 amino acids)
Biological process (GO): NADPH regeneration
Cellular component (GO): cytoplasm
Molecular function (GO): nucleotide binding; oxidoreductase activity
Source: RefSeq, a predicted model, not a curated record